This is a messenger RNA of Bursaphelenchus okinawaensis, 1351 nucleotides long. The record is from the annotation of a GenBank genome assembly. NCBI's taxonomy places the organism in Eukaryota, Metazoa, Nematoda, Chromadorea, Rhabditida, Aphelenchoididae.
AUGGAUCAUAUGAUUGCUGAAUCAAAUUAUGAAAUUUUGGGUGCAAAAUCUUUAAAUAUGGAAAGUGUUAAAACGUUAAAUAGCAUUCAAAAAGAGGUUGAACAAUCGGGAUUGCCACUGAAAUUAAGUAGAAGGAGUUUGGCUGGUAAAAAUAUUCUGUUUAGAACCAAAAGACAAAAAAUAUGUUCUUCAUGUGAACGGGCUACUAGGUGCCCACGGGGUGCACCAGGGCCAAGAGGAGCAAAAGGUGAACCUGGAAGUAUGUUUGCAAACAUGUUUGGGCUUAUUUUAUUUUACAGUAAUUUUGACGUGAAUAAGACAAGUUUUACUUUAAAAACAAAGAUACAAGAAAUAAAAAACCUCUUCACAAAAACUUGGCGUUCUGUGUCAAAAAUCAGGCAAUUUUAUAUUAUUUUUUUAGCAAAAAGUUCGAACAAGCCGGUAGCAAAUCGGUAAAUUUAAAUGGAGGGCGGCCAACUCAGGUUUAUGACAAAAAUAAUUUUUAUUGAAACUGCUUGAUUUCUGACGCUUUUUGCGUCUGGAUGCCAACGUUUUGAAAAGAGGUUUUGUGACUUUUCAAAAACCAUAUUUUACUGAACGGUUAUUUUAAUUUGAGUGUGCCUAAAUUAAUUUCUAUAGACAAUGGACUUGUUGGAGAACCUGGUCGACCUGGGAUAACAGGCUAUGUCCAAAUUUUUGAUCAAUUUAACGGAGAAUGUAUUAAAUGUUCGUCUGGCUUACCAGGUCCAAAAGGACCUGACGGUCAUAUUGGAGAACCGGGCUCACCUGGUCCUAGUGGUAGACCAGGAUAUGACGGCUUUGACGGAGCGGUUGGACCUCAAGGCUCAAUUGGAGAUGAAGGUUUACCUGGAGAACGCGGAACGAAAGGUCAACGAGGAAUUGAUGGAUGGAAUGAGAAAAGAAUUAUUGGGCUUCCUGGACGUCUAGGGCCGCCGGGCGUUGAAGGGCAAAUUGGAUUACCUGGUACUAAUGGGAAAAACGGUACGUACGACGUUAUAUCGCUUUUUAUGACAUUUGGCAAGUUGGUAUAAUUCGCUUUAACCUAAAACGUAAAUUUUAAAAAUUUUAUGCAAUUUAGGUAAAAUUGGUUCUCCUGGUCCUAUUGGCCCGGUCGGGGAACCUGGAGAUGCAGGAAACGAUGGUUUGCCCGGAAGGUCAGGUCAAGUAAGUCACUAACCAUUUUUUAUACGUUUUUUUCAUUUAGUAUUCAAAACUUAGUAGUUUUAAUUAACCUGUGCAUUAUUUAUUUUUUAAACUUUAUGUUUAGCCCGGAAUUGCUGGUACAAACGGACCUGACGCUUCAUACUGUAAAUGCCCUGUGCGGAACUAA